AUGUAUGUGGGUUCACCUUCAAUAUGUCAGCUUAUACUGCUAACUAACCCUAACGGUGUGGCUACAAACCCUUACGAGGUUAACGUUGUUGGUACCGAUCUCAACCCAAUCUUGAUUGAUUUCUUGAACAGCAAGGCAGGUUGUAACCCUGGCCCUGACCCUAAGACGACAAAGAAGAACUCAUCAGACUUGUUUGCGUGUUACGCAAGCAGCGGUAACACAACGUUUAGUGAUCAAGUUUCACUUUAUGUUUGCAAAGGAACGAGAAAAGGGCAUUACUCUCUCGUGGUAACGACAGAGGCUGGAGGAAAAGAUGACAGUGGUGGUAGUGGUAACAUGAAGACACCAUCGACGGAGAUGAAUGACGGCAGCUGAGGAGGAAAGUUGAGCCGGUGGAAAGUGGUGGUAGGUAGUGUGAUUGGCCGCAGUCUUUUUGGGUUGUUGGUGGUGGCGACGUUAGUGAAGGGCAAGAAGAAAGCAGAGGGAGAGAGAGUGAAAGAGAAGAGCUUAUGAUAUGAAGAAGCUCUUCAGGUUUCAAUGGUGGGUCAUGUUAGUGCUCCCACUGCUUCUGGAACUAGAACUCUUCACAUAAUGCUGGAUGAUAGGUAUAAAACACUCAUACAAAUCAUUAUCCAUAAUUAUAAUUUGUUUUCUGAUUGCCCCCUAAAAUUUUGAUGUGUUAAUUGAGUUUCCUAAAUACAUAUAAAU
Raphanus sativus (radish) is the source of this 708-nucleotide messenger RNA. RefSeq lists its product as uncharacterized. Gene Ontology annotation, cellular component: membrane. NCBI's taxonomy places the organism in Eukaryota, Viridiplantae, Streptophyta, Magnoliopsida, Brassicales, Brassicaceae. The record is from RefSeq and is a predicted model, not a curated record.